AUUUUCUGACGCACCUACGCCGGUAGUGGUUAACAAAGUAAAGUACUUCUGCGCCUUGCAGUGUGUUGUCAUCUCUGGUCAAACUGGUUCUGUCCCAGUCCUCAGGAACGCCAUGGCCACUGAAAAAUGUUUCGCUAAAGGAAGCCCUGCACCUGACCCUGUUCCCAAAGGUCGGCUGCGUCUCUACAGCAUGAGAUUCUGCCCUUUUGCUCAAAGGACCAGAUUAGCGCUGAAUGCCAAAGGAAUCAAAUAUGACACCAUCAACAUCAAUUUGAAAGAGAAACCGGAGUGGUUUCUUGAAAAGAACCCUCUCGGUCUUGUGCCUGCGCUGGAGACAUCUGCUGGUGAAGUUAUAUACGAGUCUUCCAUCACCUGCGAGUAUCUGGAUGAAGCGUAUCCUGAGAAAAAGCUUCUUCCAUCCUCUCCUUUUGGAAAAGCCCAACAAAGAAUGCUGCUGGAGCAUUUUUCCAAGGUAAUACCUUACUUCUACAAGAUCCCUUCAGCAAAGAGGAAUGGAGAGGAUGUCUCUAAACAGGAAGUUGAGCUGAAAGAGAAAUUUGCUAAAUUGAAUGAGCACUUGGAGAAGAAAAAGACAAAGUUCUUUGAAGGUGACGCCAUCACAAUGAUCGACUACAUGAUGUGGCCAUUUUUUGAGAGGAUUGAGGUCUUGGAGCUGAAGCACUGCCUGGAUCACACUCCUGAGCUGAAGAAGUGGACUGAGCGCAUGCUGGAGGAUCCAGCUGUUAAAGCCACCAUGUUCAACAUAGACACCUACAAAGCCUUCUACAAGAGCGUUGCCGAGGGGAAACCCGACUAUGACCUUGGCCUGUAACACAAACAGCUGCUCAUCCGUCCAUUUAUAUUCAGUACCACAAAUCAGCUUUGUUAUCAAACUGUCCACUGAACGUUCUCUGUGCUUGAUAUGUUGGCUGUAUUUCUUGGAGAUAAUUGUCGCAACGUAAAAGAAUUUGUAUCCCUUUAACUGAAUGAGCUUCUGAUCAGCCAUGUCAAAAUUUUGCACUUUUUUAUAAAUAAAAAUUAUACAGUUUCA
Messenger RNA from Gambusia affinis (western mosquitofish), 1051 nucleotides. Its product is annotated as glutathione S-transferase omega-1-like. NCBI's taxonomy places the organism in Eukaryota, Metazoa, Chordata, Actinopteri, Cyprinodontiformes, Poeciliidae. Gene Ontology annotation, molecular function: glutathione transferase activity; glutathione dehydrogenase (ascorbate) activity. Gene Ontology annotation, biological process: glutathione metabolic process. Gene Ontology annotation, cellular component: cytoplasm. The record is from RefSeq and is a predicted model, not a curated record. The transcript has 6 exons. Bases 113 to 832 code for a protein of 239 amino acids.